This is a messenger RNA of Schistocerca cancellata (South American locust), 600 nucleotides long. RefSeq lists its product as uncharacterized. The transcript is spliced from 3 exons. The record is from RefSeq and is a predicted model, not a curated record. NCBI's taxonomy places the organism in Eukaryota, Metazoa, Arthropoda, Insecta, Orthoptera, Acrididae. Bases 1 to 600 code for a protein of 199 amino acids.
AUGCAGAAGGUGAAGAAAGCCGGUGCCCGCCGCCAGCCGGUGCCCGCCGCCAGCCGGUGCCCGCCGCCGCCGCCAGCCGGUGCCCGCCGCCGCCGCCAGCCGGUGCCCGCCGCCGCCGCCAGCCGGUGCCCGCCGCCGCCGCCAGCCGGUGCCCGCCGCCGCCGCCAGCCGGUGCCCGCCGCCGCCGCCAGCCGGUGCCCGCCGCCAGCCGGUGCCCGCCGCCGCCGCCAGCCGGUGCCCGCCGCCGCCGCCAGCCGGUGCCCGCCGCCGCCGCCAGCCGGUGCCCGCCGCCGCCGCCAGCCGGUGCCCGCCGCCGCCGCCAGCCGGUGCCCGCCGCCAGCCGGUGCCCGCCGCCGCCGCCAGCCGGUGCCCGCCGCCGCCGCCAGCCGGUGCCCGCCGCCGCCGCCGGCCGGUGCCCGCCGCCAGCCGGUGCCCGCCGCCGCCGCCGUGAAUUACAUCCCCAUAAUACCUAAAGCAUUUGUCGCCAGGGCUAUAGCAGCAAAUGAAAAUACAGUAAGUCGAACCCUAAGCCACGUAUGGAAGCCCAACACUCGACCAAUUGCAACUACAAGGGCGACAUUGGUAUCUCCUGUAGAAUGA